Panthera uncia (snow leopard) is the source of this 2278-nucleotide messenger RNA. It is a transcript of the gene DAP3, whose product is annotated as death associated protein 3. The transcript is spliced from 13 exons. Gene Ontology annotation, cellular component: mitochondrial ribosome; mitochondrial small ribosomal subunit. Lineage: Eukaryota; Metazoa; Chordata; Mammalia; Carnivora; Felidae. Bases 757 to 2040 code for a protein of 427 amino acids. The record is from RefSeq and is a predicted model, not a curated record. Gene Ontology annotation, biological process: apoptotic process. Gene Ontology annotation, molecular function: structural constituent of ribosome.
CACGGGUAAAAGGGACCCAAGUCAGUAGGGACCGUGCCCGUCUGGUUCGUCACAGUGCAUUGUGCGCUGCGUGGGCGUGUGGCAGCACAUCACAUGUUUUUUGAAUGACUGGAUUAAAGAAUGCAUUGGCAUCUUUAUUAAACGGUAGACUUGAAACUCGUCUCUUUCCUGGGAAGCCUCCCCUCCCCCCCCCCCCCCCCCCGGGUCAGCUUAUUCACGGGGCCUGACACACAGCAGGUGCUCUGUCUCGGUUGGAUGAUUGGAGCACUGCUGUGGCUUCAAAGAUUUUGGCUGGAAGAAAGGUGAAAAUUAUUAGCCAAAAGGAAGCGAAGUGUUCCUGGAGAUUCGAUUUAAUUAUGUUAUAUUAAGAGUUGCAUAUAAGUAUUUUAAACAUCUUUCGGCUCCCAAGAGAUUAGGGUUAUUUUUCUGAGAUAUUUUCAACAUACGAUUGAAUACAAAAAAACACAAGAUACAAAAAUAGUAAAACAGAACUCCUGUCCUCAUUAUCCAGAUUAGAAGUAGAUCAUUCCCAUUAUCUGUGCUUUGCACAGUCCUGCCCUUCACCCCCACUCAGGAGUCAGCAUUAUUCCCAAUGUGCUGAUCCUUUCCCCUCCUCUGUCUCCCAGUGUCACCACGUAUAUGUAUCUUCCCCAAUGAAUGAAUGAACGAAGAUAAUUGUAUCUGCUCCCGGUGACGGUGUGUCCCCAGGGCUUCACAGCCUCUGUGACGCUCACUCUUGUCCUCCUUUUUCCCAGCAUGCUGACUGAAUGGCAGCUCUCUGUGCUGGUUUUACUUUACAUUUCCCCGAUUUGUAAUGAGGAUGAAAAUCUUUCCGUCGCAGCGGCGAUGCUGACCAGGACGUCGAGGCUCGUCCCUGGGGCCCGGCGGUUGGACCCUGGACGCCUUUUGCACACGGGAUCCCAGGCCCCCCAAAGCCUUGCCGCUCACCUGGACAACCCGGCCCCAGAUGAUAGUCCCAGAGCAGUUUCCCGCACCAGUGAGAAGGACCCGGCCAGGCAUGGGGAGCAGCAUGAAGGUCUCCACUACAACAUCCCCCUCCAGGACAUGAGGACCCUGUUCCCCCACAGCCUGCCUCCUCGCUUUUCCAUGCAGGUGAAAACAUUCAGUGAAGCUUGUCUGAUGGUAAGGAAGCCAGCCCUGGAGCUUCUGCAUUACCUGAAAAACACCAAUUUUGCCCACCCUGCUGUGCGGUAUGUUCUCUACGGGGAGAAAGGGACAGGAAAAACCCUCAGUCUUUGCCAUGUUAUUCAUUUCUGUGCAAAGCAGGACUGGCUGAUCCUGCACGUUCCGGAUGCUCAUCUCUGGGUGAAGAGCUGCCGGGGUCUUCUGCCCUCCACCUACAACAAGCAGCGUUUGGACCAACCUGCAGAAGCUUCCAUCUGGCUGAAGAAUUUCAAAACUACAAAUGAGCGUUUCUUGAGUCAGAUAAAAGUUCAAGAGAAGUAUGUCUGGAAUAAGCGAGAGAGCACGGAGAAAGGCAGCCCUCUGGGAGAGGUGGUGGAGCAGGGCAUCACGCGGGCGAAGAACGCCACGGAUGCAGUCGGGGUUGUUCUCAGAGAGCUCAAGGGUCAGAGUUCUUUGGGCGGGUUUCGCCUCCUGGUGGCGGUGGAUGGAGUCAACGCUCUCUGGGGAAAGACCACACUGAAAAGAGAAGAUAAAAGCCUGGUGGCCCCCGAGGAGCUUGCGCUCGUGCACAACCUGAGGAAAAUGGUGAAAAACGACUGGCACGGAGGCACCAUUGUGUUGACUUUGAGCCAGACUGGAUCCCUCUUCAAGCCGCGGAAGGCCUAUCUGCCUCAGGAGCUGCUGGGAAAGGAGGGAUUUGAUGCCUUGGAUCCCUUUAUUCCCAUCCUGGUUUCCAACUACAGCCCGAAGGAGUUUGAAAGUUGUAUUCAGUAUUAUCUGGAGAACAGUUGGCUUCAACAUGAGAAAGCUCACACAGAAGAAGGGAAAAAGGAGCUUCUGUUCCUGAGUAACGCAAACCCUGGACAGCUGGAGCGGCUGUGCGCCCACCUUUGAGCCAAGGUCGCGACGCGCGUGGACGACAGCGGACGUUUCCUCUCACAGACCCCGUCGGGCGGGGGGGCCACACGGUCCACGGACAGAGGGCCCUGCGCCGCAGCGGCUCCCCCGUGAAGUGACCAUGUGGCAGUGAGGUGUCCUCUUGUUCCCGAGACUCGUGAGAGCUUUUCAGGGGUGGUUUUCGUUUUGUAAGUAAUUAUGGAUCUGUCCUUAAAAAUAAAUGAUCCUUCUCAAA